AUGAAUCAUCAGACAUCUUUGACGAGAAAACAGUGUGAUUUUACCAAGCUUAUUAUGGCUGGGUAUGAUUUAGAAUUAAACAAUGGAAGUACCCAAGAUUUUGAUGUGAUGUUUCAUGGACCAAAUGGAACUGCAUACGAAGGAGGAAUUUGGAAGGUUCAUGUAACAUUACCAGAUGAUUAUCCUUUUGCAUCUCCCUCAAUUGGAUUUAUUAAUAAACUCUUACACCCAAAUGUUGAUGAGGCAUCAGGUUCUGUAUGUCUUGACGUCAUUAAUCAAACAUGGACACCAUUAUACAGUCUUGUGAAUGUUUUUGAAGUUUUUUUGCCUCAACUGUUAACAUAUCCUAAUCCUUCUGAUCCUUUAAAUAGUGAUGCAGCUUCAUUAUUAAUGAAAGACAAAAAUAUUUAUGAAGAAAAAGUAAAAGAAUAUGUUAAAUUAUAUGCAAGUAAGGAUUUAUGGGAAAGACAAAAAAAGGAAAAAAAUUCAUCAAACAUAAAUGGUAAUUUAUCUCCCGUUAGUGAACUAUCUUAUGUUGAUCAAGAAGUUCAAGAUUUAGAUUUAGACAAUUUAUAA
Messenger RNA from Plasmodium gallinaceum, 576 nucleotides. RefSeq names its product ubiquitin-conjugating enzyme, putative. The record is from RefSeq and is a predicted model, not a curated record. Gene Ontology annotation, cellular component: nucleus. Gene Ontology annotation, molecular function: ubiquitin conjugating enzyme activity. Lineage: Eukaryota; Apicomplexa; Aconoidasida; Haemosporida; Plasmodiidae. Gene Ontology annotation, biological process: ubiquitin-dependent protein catabolic process; protein polyubiquitination. The transcript has 5 exons. The coding region runs from base 1 to 576 and encodes 191 amino acids.